Molecule: messenger RNA, 7231 nt
Organism: Dendroctonus ponderosae (mountain pine beetle)
Lineage: Eukaryota; Metazoa; Arthropoda; Insecta; Coleoptera; Curculionidae
Product: myosin-VIIa
Exons: 23
Coding region: 291-6845 (2184 amino acids)
Cellular component (GO): myosin complex; cytoskeleton
Molecular function (GO): cytoskeletal motor activity; protein binding; ATP binding
Source: RefSeq, a predicted model, not a curated record
GUCAGCGGAAUUUGCAACCAACAAAGCUGAAAAUGUUGUACCUGGACGUUGAAGUCGCCACAGUCGCUCGAAACACGCAGGUAAUUAAAGUAACAGCACUUGGAUUCUGUUUUCUGUGACUGUAAGGUGAAGAGACGUGACUGACCUGUGGUGAAAAGUGCUAAAAAGUGUCACAAGAUCUGCUAAACUGGUAGUGCAAAGUGAAAAAUCUCGACCGGCAAUUAUGUGCUUCUGUGAAAGGAAAUUUACCGAAAACUGAAAGGUCUUCUAUAUGUUAAGCCAGCUUCAAAAUGGUUAUCGUGACACGGGGUGAUUACAUCUGGAUCGAACCCGUGGGAAAUGGAGAGUUCGAUGUGGCAAUCGGAGCAAGAGUCCUGCAGGCAGAAGGACGGCGCGUUUAUGUCCGAGAUGAUGAUGGAAACGAGAACUGGUUGGCUUCGGAUCGCCGCAUUAAAGCCAUGCAUGCCACUUCUGCUCAUGGAGUGGAGGACAUGAUCGGGUUGGGAGACUUGCAUGAAGCAGGAAUUCUCAGAAACCUCCUCAUCAGAUACAAUGAGAAUCUGAUCUAUACAUACACUGGGUCGAUUCUAGUCGCUGUCAAUCCCUACCAAAUCCUGCCCAUCUACACUGCCGAACAGAUCAAGCUCUACAAGGAGCGGAAAAUUGGUGAGCUGCCACCCCAUAUAUUUGCGAUAGGGGACAACUCGUAUGGGAACAUGAGAAGAUAUGGACAGGAUCAAUGCAUAGUGAUAUCAGGCGAGUCAGGUGCAGGCAAAACCGAGAGUACAAAGUUGAUUCUUCAAUACCUGGCAGCCAUCAGUGGAAAACAUUCGUGGAUCGAGCAACAAAUUCUCGAAGCAAAUCCCAUCCUAGAAGCUUUCGGAAAUGCCAAGACUGUGCGCAAUGACAACAGCUCCCGAUUUGGAAAAUACAUAGAUAUCCACUUUAACGCCAGUGGAGUGAUCGAGGGGGCCAAGAUUGAGCAGUAUCUGCUGGAGAAAAGCCGCAUAGUGUCCCAAAAUCAGGAGGAGCGGAACUAUCAUGUGUUUUACUGUCUGUUGGCUGGCUUGGGACGAGAGGAUAAACGGAAGCUGGAGCUGGGAGACGCUAGUCAGUAUAAAUACCUAACAGGGGGCGGCAGCAUCACCUGCGAAGGCCGAGACGACGCAGCCGAAUUCGCGGACAUCAGAAGCGCAAUGAAAGUGCUGCUGUUUUCCGACCAGGAAAUAUGGGAGAUUAUGAAACUGCUGGCUGCCCUUCUUCACAUUGGAAACAUCAAGUAUAAAGCGACUGUAGUUGACAAUCUCGACGCCACGGAAAUUCCCGAUCCCACCAACGUUCAAAGAGUGGCGAAUUUACUCGGUGUUCCACUGCAGCCACUGAUCCACGCGCUAACGCGGAAAACUCUGUUUGCCCAUGGGGAAACUGUAGUGUCGACACUGUCGCGGGAGCAAAGUGUGGAUGUUCGCGAUGCCUUUGUAAAAGGCAUCUAUGGGCGGCUUUUUGUGUUCAUCGUGCGCAAAAUCAACACUGCCAUCUACAAGCCAAAGGAGCGCCAACGAAGUUCCAUCGGAGUCUUGGAUAUUUUCGGCUUCGAGAACUUCGCCCACAACAGCUUCGAACAGUUCUGCAUCAAUUUCGCCAAUGAGAACCUUCAGCAGUUUUUCGUGCGGCAUAUAUUCAAGCUGGAGCAGGAAGAGUACAAUCUGGAGGGCAUCAACUGGCAGCAUAUCGAGUUUGUCGACAAUCAAGACGCGCUGGAUCUUAUCGCUGUUAAGCAGCUGAAUAUUAUGGCACUGAUCGACGAAGAGAGCAAGUUUCCAAAAGGAACUGACCAGACGAUGCUGGCCAAGCUGCACAAGCAGCAUGGCGCCCACCGGAACUACCUAAAACCAAAAUCGGACAUCAACACCAGCUUCGGGCUCAACCACUUUGCUGGGGUAGUUUUCUACGACACUAGAAGCUUCUUGGAGAAGAACCGCGAUACGUUUAGUGCCGACCUGCUUCAACUGGUGGCCAUCAGCGGCAACAAGUUUCUUCAGCAGCUCUUCCACGACGACAUCGGGAUGGGCUCGGAAACCCGGAAACGCGCCCCCACUCUGUCCACGCAAUUCAAACGGUCCCUGGACUCUCUGAUGAAAACUCUCUCCAACUGCCAGCCGUUCUUCAUCAGGUGCAUCAAACCCAACGAGCUGAAGCGGCCGAUGUCCUUUGAUAGGACGCUCUGCUGCAGGCAGUUGCGUUAUUCAGGAAUGAUGGAGACCAUCAGAAUCCGACGCGCCGGGUACCCGAUUCGGCACACGUUUGAGGAGUUUGUCGAUCGGUAUCGGUUCCUCAUCUCGGGCGUACCGCCAGCCCACAAGACUGAUUGCAUGGCAGCCACUUCUCGAAUUUGUCAAAUAGUUUUAGGAAGAUCUGAUUACCAACUAGGAAACACGAAGGUAUUUCUGAAGGACGCCCACGAUUUGUUUCUGGAACAGGAGCGCGAUCGCGUGCUCACCAAGAAAAUCCUGGUCUUGCAGAGAAACAUCAGAGGCUGGGUGUAUCGCAGGAGAUUUUUGAGACUGAGGGCGGCCAGCGUGGUGGUUCAAAAGUACUGGAAAGGUUACAUCCAGAGGCAGCGCUACAAGCAGAUGAAAGUGGGCUACAUGCGGCUGCAGGCCCUUAUUCGCGCCAGAGUACUCUCCCAUCGAUUCCGGCAUUUGAGAGGACAUAUCGUGGGAUUGCAGGCUCAUUCGCGCGGUUUCUUAGUUCGAAGAGAAUACGGGCACAAAAUGUGGGCGAUUAUUAAGAUCCAGUCGCAUGUGCGGAGAAUGAUCGCCCAAAGGCGAUUCAAAAAGCAGCGGUUUGAGCACAAAAAGCACGUCGAAGCCUUAAAGCUCAAACAGAAGGAGGAACGCCAGCUGAAGGACGCCGGCAACAAACGGGCCAAAGAAAUAGCUGAGCACAAUUACAGGGAAAGAAUAUACGAACUGGAGCGAAAGGAAAUGGAGCUGGAAAUCGAGCAAAGGAAGCGAGUGGAGAUCAAAAAGAACAUCAUCAACGACGCUGCUCGAAAAGCCGAUGAGCCAGUCGAUGACUCCAAGCUGGUGGAAGCGAUGUUCGACUUUCUGCCCGAUAGUUCGAGCGAAGCUCCCGGCACUGGUACGAAUAAAGGGCGAGUUUUGUUGAAUAUUCCGCUCAUUUGGAACUGUCUAGGGCGAGAAACCUCAGUAUUCAACGACCUGCCAGCCCAAACCAAUGAGAACGAGAUCAUCAGUCCUAUGCAAACGGUUUCGGAAGAUGAGGAAGAUUUAAGCGAGUUCAAGUUCCAGAAAUUCGCCGCCACAUACUUUCAGGGCAACGUGGGGCAUCAGUACUCGAGGAAACCGCUCAAGCAUCCCUUGUUGCCGCUACACACACAGGGCGAUCAACUGGCGGCUCAAGCACUUUGGGUAACAAUUCUCCGUUUCACUGGCGAUUUACCGGAACCAAGGUACCACACGAUGGAAAGGGACACCACUUCGGUUAUGUCCAAAGUCACAGCCACGCUCGGCCGCAACUUCAUCAAGAGCAAGGAGUUUCAAGAGGCGCAGCUGAUGGGUUUGGACCCCGACUCGUUUAUGAAGCAAAAGCCCAGAUCGAUCAGGAACAAGCUGGUAUCGCUGACGUUAAAGCGCAAAAACAAGCUAGGAGAAGAUGUGCGACGGAAGCUUCAAGAGGAAGAGUAUACGGCGGAUAGUUACCAGUCAUGGUUGGAAUCCAGGCCCACCAGCAAUCUGGAAAAAUUGCACUUCAUCAUCGGCCAUGGAAUUCUGCGGGCUGAGCUUCGCGACGAAAUCUACUGCCAGAUUUGCAAGCAGCUCUCGAAUAAUCCUUCCAAGUCUUCUCAUGCUAGAGGCUGGAUACUGUUAUCGCUGUGUGUCGGGUGCUUCGCCCCUUCGGAAAAGUUCGUCAGCUAUUUACGGGCCUUUAUCAGAGAGGGUCCUCCAGGGUACGCGCCCUACUGCGAAGACCGCCUGAAGAGAACCUUUAACAAUGGGACGCGAAACCAGCCGCCCAGCUGGCUGGAGCUGCAAGCCACCAAAUCAAAGAAACCCAUAAUGUUGCCGAUUACUUUCAUGGACGGCAACACGAAAACGCUGCUAGCUGACUCAGCCACCACUGCUAGGGAAUUGUGCAAUCAAUUGUCGGAUAAAAUUAGCUUAAAGGACCAGUUUGGGUUUUCCCUAUACAUAGCGCUGUUCGACAAAGUUUCUUCGCUGGGCAGUGGCGGCGAUCAUGUUAUGGACGCGAUUUCCCAAUGCGAACAGUAUGCAAAAGAGCAGGGAGCUCAAGAGCGCAAUGCGCCUUGGAGGCUUUUCUUCAGGAAAGAGAUCUUCGCUCCGUGGCACGAGCCUACGGAGGAUCAGGUUGCUACCAAUCUGAUCUAUCAGCAAGUGGUACGAGGCGUGAAAUUUGGCGAAUAUCGGUGCGAUAAAGAAGAGGACUUAGCCAUGAUAGCCGCUCAGCAAUACUACAUCGAAUACAACACGGACAUGAACGUGGAACGGUUGCUGACUCUGUUGCCCAACUAUAUCCCCGAUUAUUGCCUGACUGGCGUAGAUAAGGCCGUAGACCGAUGGGCCGCCUUGGUAGUCCAAGCCUUCAAAAAAAGCUACUACAUCAAGGAAAAAGUCAACGUCUUGCGCGUUAAAGAGGACGUAGUCAGCUACGCCAAGUUCAAAUGGCCCCUACUAUUCUCCCGGUUCUACGAAGCGUACAGGAAUUCAGGCCCGAAUUUGCCCAAGAACGACGUAAUAAUUGCAGUCAACUGGACAGGCGUUUAUGUGGUUGACGAUCAGGAACAGGUUCUUCUCGAACUGUCCUUUCCCGAAAUCACGAUGGUUUCUAGUCAGAAAACGAACAAGGUAUUUACGCAGACUUUCAGCCUUAAUACGGUGCGAGGCGAGGAAUUUACCUUCCAAAGCCCCAACGCUGAAGACAUUCGCGAUCUGGUAGUGUAUUUCCUGGAGGGUUUAAAGAAGCGCUCCAAAUACGUUAUAGCGCUGCAAGACUACAAAGCCCCUGGAGAAGGGUCCAGCUUCCUGACGUUCCAGAAAGGCGACUUAAUUAUUCUGGAGGAAGACAGUACUGGGGAAACUGUGCUGAAUUCUGGAUGGUGUGUUGGCAGAUGUGAGCGCACCCAGGAAAAAGGCGACUUUCCUGCUGAAACAGUGUACGUCCUUCCCUGUAUGAGCAAACCCCCAGCGGAUAUUUUGCAGCUGUUUUCUGUUGAAGGAGUUAAUGAUCAUCAAAGGCGUCUAAGUCAUCACUCGCUAAAUGGUGUGGAUACGAAAGACCGGCCGCACAACUUAGCCGAAUAUGCAAUUGAUCACUUCAGGCCUCCAUUAAAACGAACAGUUUCGAAAACGCUCACUUUGAGUGGCGGCCGAAGAAGCACUAUAGAUGAGCUCUGGAGACAUUCGCGCGAUCCGAUCAAACAGCCGCUUUUGAAGAAGCUGCUCAUGAAAGAAGAGCUCGCAGAAGAAGCGUGUUUUGCCUUCAGUGCAAUAUUGAAGUAUAUGGGCGAUUUGCCAUCGAAACGACCACGACUCGGCAAUGAGUACACGGACCAUAUAUUCGACGGGCCGUUGAAGCACGAAAUUCUGCGGGAUGAAAUUUACUGCCAAAUUAUGAAGCAGCUGACCGACAACAGGAAUCGUUUGUCGGAAGAACGGGGAUGGGAACUGAUGUGGUUGGCCACUGGUUUGUUCACUUGUUCCCAAAACCUGCUGAAAGAGCUGUCGGCCUUUCUAAGGAGCCGAAGGCAUCCGAUUUCUCAGGACUCGCUGCAACGGCUGCAAAAAACGCUGAGAAACGGCCAGAGAAAAUAUCCACCCCACCAGGUGGAAGUGGAGGCCAUCCAGCACAAAACCACUCAGAUUUUCCACAAAGUCUACUUUCCUGACGAUACCGACGAAGCUUUUGAAGUGGACUCCAGCACCAGAGCCAAGGAUUUCUGCCAGAACAUCAGCCAACGGUUGAGCUUGCGCUCCAGCGAAGGAUUCAGUCUGUUUGUGAAAAUUGCCGACAAAGUGAUUUCGGUUCCGGAGGGCGACUUUUUCUUUGACUUUGUCCGCCACCUGACUGACUGGAUAAGGAAGGCCAGACCGACAAGAGACGGCAUCACGCCGCAGUUCUCCUAUCAGGUGUUCUUCAUGAAAAAACUCUGGACAAACACCGUUCCGGGCAAGGACAGGAACGCGGAUUUGAUCUUCCAUUUCCAUCAGGAGCUGCCCAAGCUGAUUCGUGGUUACCACAAGUGUAGCAAAGAGGAGGCUAUUAAACUAGCCGCUUUGGUUUAUCGGGUGCGGUUUGGAGAGAGCAAACAGGAAUUGCAGAGUAUACCGCAAAUGCUCAGAGAGUUAAUUCCAGCCGACUUGGUGAAAAUUCAAUCGGCUAACGAUUGGAAGCGUGCCAUAGUCGGUGUUUACAAUCAGGACGCCGGCAUGCCGCCCGACGACGCCAAAAUCGCCUUCUUAAAGGUGGUCUAUCGAUGGCCCACCUUCGGUUCGGCCUUUUUCGAGGUGAAACAAACGACCGAUCCCAACUACCCUGAAAUGCUGCUCAUUGCCAUAAACAAGCAUGGUGUCAGUUUGAUUCAUCCACAAAACAAGGAUAUAUUGGUAACCCAUCCAUUCACGAGAAUAUCAAACUGGUCAUCAGGCAACACUUACUUCCACAUGACGAUAGGAAAUCUAGUUCGAGGUUCAAAGCUGCUGUGUGAGACGUCUUUAGGAUAUAAAAUGGAUGAUUUGCUUACGUCGUACAUAUCCCUGAUGCUCACCAACAUGAAUAAACAGAGAAGUAUACGGAUAAAGUAAGCGCUCAUUCAAAACUUACCUCAAAUAUUUAUUGCUUGUCGCGUACUAGUCUAGAUGUUGAUUCAGAAAAGUUUUACUAUUUUAAUAAGAUUUUUAGCGUAAUUUUUGAUCGAAUCUCUGAUAAAUUCAACAAAACACCCAACGAUCUUAUUCAAAUUCUCAACAAUUUCGACUGGUGAUACACAGAAACAAUAUCUCACAAUCGUGUGUAAUAAUCGUUAUUGGUAUAUUGUAAAAGUUUAUAUAAUAGACGCUUUUUAUUGUAUUUAUAUACAUAUUUAUAAUACUUUCUGUAAAUAGAAUUUUCCUCAAUUCAGUUUGCAAUGUAAACUGCAAACUCUAUUGAGGAAAAAAUAACAAUAAAAUAAAAUGUAAAUAACGGACAA